This is a messenger RNA of Hippopotamus amphibius kiboko, 6694 nucleotides long. It is a transcript of the gene KIF14, whose product is annotated as kinesin family member 14. The transcript is spliced from 30 exons. The record is from RefSeq and is a predicted model, not a curated record. The coding region runs from base 232 to 5217 and encodes 1661 amino acids. Gene Ontology annotation, cellular component: adherens junction. Gene Ontology annotation, molecular function: microtubule binding; cell adhesion molecule binding; microtubule motor activity. Lineage: Eukaryota; Metazoa; Chordata; Mammalia; Artiodactyla; Hippopotamidae. Gene Ontology annotation, biological process: microtubule-based movement; regulation of protein localization.
CGCUUCCGGGAGGAUGUGCGUGCGCGGCGCCCGGCAGCCAAUCAGAGGGCGGGGCGCGCAUUCAAACCGCGGGCCGGCGGCGGAGGCGUGAGCGGCGCGGGGCGGCCUGAGGCCUGCGAGAUAAUUUUGGAAACUGAUGCAUAAGAAAUGGCCGGAAGUCAAAUGAACGUCCAAAGAAGAGGUUAAAUUUUCCUCAGCAAUAUCCUUUUUUAAAAAUAGCUCGCUGCCACAAUGUCCGUUGACGCCGCACGUGGUGGAAAUGGCAGCGGUAUCCUUGGUGUCCCUGCUUCCCCGGAGAGUUCAUCGCUGCGUGUCCUCCCCUCCGGGAGCCGGCCGAAGCUGCACUCCAAGUCGGAUGUGUUGGGAUGUGAACGCGAUGAUCUGCUAUUGAGAUCCGCAAGCAAAAUCAGAGACAUAAACAGCACUUACGUUAUUUCUGCCUGUAAAAAACCGGAGGAUACACCCCUUCUCCCUAACCCUGUGGGUCGAUUGACUCUUCAGAGAAGAGCGACACGGAGCAAAGACUCCUCUUUGCUUGGUCGUGAGUUGGGAGACACGACCUUGAAAACAGCAGAAGCCCGACUUGUGCUGCAGCGUCGGGUGAAGACAGAUUCUGCGGAAAAGUGGAGAACAACGCAGAAUGUGGCAGGCAAGGCAGAAAAUCAUUGUGCUUCUCCAGAAACUAGUAUAAAUGUAAAAACUGCAAAUAGCGUUAAAAACGUUCUUGCUGCGCCUUCUGUAUCAUUAGCUGCAGAUCCAAAAGACCUUGAAAUGAAGGCUGGUGGAAAAUGCAAAGAAACGCUUUCUGCCCUCAGAGGGGCAGAUGGAAAUGUUACCCUUAAGUCCCUAAGCAAUAGAGCACCCACUGGCUCCCAGAGUCAGACUGAAGCUGUUAGGUCAGGACGCCUGACAGCAAAACCUGUUCAGAGCAAGUCAGACAUCAAAGUGUCAGGAGCAGGGAACUUAUAUCACAGGAGUGCUGGGACGGAUGCUGCGAAACUUUCACGUAAACUUGAAAGCUUAGAGAAAAGAACCCCUUCUAGGGUUCCUGCAGAGCACAGGUGGACACCAAAGCGAGGCCUUCCUCAGCUCAAGAGCCCUGCUCUGCCGGGUCUGAAAAGCAACGUGCCUGCCCUUCAAGCUCAGCAAAUGCCAAAAAGUUCUCUUCUUGCAAAUAAGAGGGAAAGGUCACGAGAAAAUACAUUCCUUCUUGAAGAAGAAACUGCACUUCAGAAAACCUCUACAGAAAGAGACCCCCUAAAAGUGGAGAACAGUCAAGUGACCGUGGCGGUCAGAGUCCGGCCUUUCAGCACACGAGAGACGCGUGAAGAGGCAUCGCAGGUCGUCUUCCUGAACGGGGAAGGAGUAGCUGUGGAGCAGCCCGGCCUGAGACAGGUGUUCAGCUUUGCUUACGACCUUUCCUUCUGGUCCGUUGAUGCGCGUCACCCCCACUUCGCCAGCCAGGCGGCCGUGUACCAGGCGCUGGCAGCCCCGCUGCUGGAACAGGCCUUCCAGGGCUUCAACACCUGUCUCUUCGCGUAUGGUCAGACUGGCUCUGGAAAGUCCUACACGAUGAUGGGCUUUAGUGAAGAACCAGGAAUAAUUCCAAGAUUUUGUGAAGGUCUUUUUGCUGAAAUAGCCAAAAAACAAACCCAAGAGGUCAGCUAUCACCUUGAAAUGAGCUUCUUUGAAGUAUAUAAUGAAAAAAUUCACGACCUUCUGGUUUGUAAAGCUGAAAAUGAGCAGAGAAAGCAAACACUGAGAGUGCGGGAGCACCCGGCCUCCGGCCCCUACGUCGAGGGCCUGUCCACGAAUGUUGUCAGUUCUCACUCUGAUAUCCAGAUUUGGCUGGAACUGGGAAAUAAGAGGAAGGCGACCGCGGCCACCGGCAUGAACGAUAAAAGCUCCCGCUCUCACUCCGUGUUCUCCCUGGUGAUGACCCAGGCCAAGACAGAGCGUGUGGAGGGGGAGGAGCUGGAGCACAGAGUUCGGAGCUGCGUGAACCUGGUGGACCUGGCGGGCAGCGAGCGCUGCGCCGGCAGCCAGCCCGGCGGGGCGCGGCUGCAGGAAGGCGUGAGUAUCAACAAGUCCCUGCUGACCCUGGGGAAGGUGAUAUCUGCGCUGUCCGCGCAGGCCAGCGGGAGGAGAGCCUUCGUCCCUUACCGCGAGUCUGUCCUCACGUGGCUGCUAAAGGAGAGCCUGAGCGGGAAUUCCAAAACGGCGAUGGUCGCCACGGUGAGCCCGGCGUCCAGCAGCGUGGAGGAGACGCUGAGCACGCUGAGGUACGCCGCCCAGGCCCGCACCAUUGUCACCGCCGCCAGGGUCAACGAGGACGUGAGCGCCAGGCUCAUCCGAGAAUUGAAAGCGGAAAUUGAAAAGUUAAAAGCUGUUCAAAGAAACAGUCAGAACAUUGACCCUGAACGAUAUAGGCUCUGUCGGCAAGAAAUAACAUCCUUAAGAAUGAAGCUGCAUCAGCAGGAGAGAGACAUGGCAGAGAUGCAGAGAAUGUGGAAAGAAAAACUUGAACAAGCUGAAAAAAGAAAACUUCAAGUAACAAAGGAGUUACAGAAAGCAGGAAUUACAUUUCAAGUGGACAACCGUUUGCCAAACCUGGUCAAUCUCAAUGAAGACCCUCAGCUGUCGGAGGUACUGCUGUACCUGAUCAAGGAGGGGACCACCACGGUCGGGAAGUGUCAGCCGAACUCGAGCCACGACAUCCAGCUGUCAGGCGUGCUGAUCGCGGACGAGCACUGCACCAUCCACAACGUUGGCGGGACAGUGAGUGUCCUCCCGGCGGGGGAAGCAAGGACGUACAUAAAUGGGAGACUCAUCUCGGAACCCACGGUGUUGCAUCACGGUGAUCGGGUGAUUCUUGGUGGCGAUCAUUAUUUUAGAUUUAAUCAUCCAGCGGAGGUCCAGAGAGGGGAGAGACCGCCCAGUAGAGAGACUCUGAGGAGCGAGGGUCCAAAAGACUUUGAGUUUGCCAAAAAUGACUUGCUCACGGCGCAGAGAUUACAACUCAAGGCAGAAAUGCGGGAGGCGCAGCUGCGGGCGCAGGAGGAGAUGCUGCGGGGCGUCCAGAUCGCGCGGGAAGUGGCUCAGCGGGAGCUCUCCUCCCAGAAGGCUGCCUAUGAGGGCAGGAUCAAAGUCCUGGAGGCCGAGCUGAAAGAAGAAUCUCAAAGGAAGAAGAUCCAGGAAAUAAAUAACCAGAAGGCUCAUCACAGAAUUGAAGAACUAGAAGAGGCAAAGCAGCGUUUUGAACAGGAAAUCUACGUCAACAAAAAGCGGUUAGAAAUGGAGACUUUGGCUACAAAACAGGCUUUAGAAGACCACAGGAUCCGCCAUGCAAGAAUUCUGGAAGCUUUAGAGGCCGAGAAGCAAAGAAUUGCUAAGGAAGUGCAAAUGCUACAGCAGAACCAGAGUAACAGGGAUGACACUUCCACAAUUCAGCCCAGUUGGAGUGCCAUGAAACUCUCUGUGAUGAUUCAGGAAGCCAAUGCCAUCAGCAACAAGUUAAAAAAGAAUUAUGUUUUUGGCAGAUAUGUUGUAUCAGAUAAAGGAAGUAGUUCUGACACUUGUAUUCGGGUUCGUAACCUGCAGCUGGGGGUCUCAACUGUCUGGAGUCUGGAAAAGUUUGAAUCUAAGCUUUCGGCAAUGAAAGAACUUUAUGAGACUCAUGGUAGUAACAAGGGUGAAGAUGUCUUUUGUGACCCUGAAGAUGAAUGGGAGCCCGACAUUACAGAUGUUCCAGUUUCUUCAUUCUCCAGAAGGAGGAGCCGGAGUCUGAUGAAGAGCAGGAGGGUCUCCGGCUGUCUGCGCGGCAUCGAGGCCCAGGCGGCCCAGGACGUGCACACGUCACCUGCAUCAGGCUUAGUGGGGAAAUCAAACUCCAUUUACCAAGAUUCAGCAGAACCCUUUCUUCCUGGAGUUUGCAAAGAAUUGAUUGGCUCGUCGUUAGAGCUUCUUGGACACAGUGAUGAUGAAGAGGGCACCGUGGCGGACAGCCUGAUCAGUCAUUUCCUUAAAAUCCAUGACGGGAUACUUGCCGUGUCCAGAGCUCAUGAGGAACAGGACGAAGACAGUCUGAGUAACCUGUUCUCUGACCCAGCAGCCCAGGCCCUCGCUGUGCAGGUGGCGAGCGCCUUCCAGCAGCUCGUGGUGCUGAGCAGACACUGGCCACGCUGCGUCCUCCCCGGGGCCGGGGCCGCUCUGCCGGACGCGCUGAGACAGGAAGCGAGGAAGCUGGGAGGCUGCUUGCAGCUGUUUCUGCAGGGAUGCUCCUCAGAUAUUUCAUCAAUGGUGAAAGAGGCGCAAAAGCAAGUGAUCCAGAUUGUACACCAAGCUGUCAAGUACGUGGGCCAGUUAGCAGCUCUUACUGGGGACCAGCUGCGCUUCCUGGAGAGCAGCGAUCACGGCGCUGCCAGCCUCCAGGAAGAUGUCGUGGGUGCACUUUGUGAUGGCGUAGCCUUGGGAAUGGAGAGUCUCCUAGAUUCCGGACUAGACAGAGUACAAGAACUUAAGCGUGAGCUCCCAAGGCAGAGUCCGCAGGAUGAGGUUACCAAACAGAUGAAAGCUAAUGCCAUGGGAUUGAUUGACUCCCUUGAAAACCUCUUUGCUGAGUGGAAAACAAAAAGCUUCAGAAUUCAAGUACAAGAAGAAAAUUCUGGAUACCAGGAUUUGAAGAAGAUGGUUAAUCUUGCCCCAGAAUUCCUGAAGUUAAAACAUUGCUUAGAGCAAACUGUUCAAAUCAUUAUUUCUGUGCUGAGAGGGCGCCCCGGCCACGGAGCCCUUCUCCAGGACUGCAUCCGGAGCCUGUGCAGCUCGGCCAGGGGUCUCCACGACAACCAGAGCAGGUGCCCUGAGGACAGAGGCGCCGGAGCCUGCCUACGGGAGCUGGAGUCUCGAGCCACCUCGCUCCUCCUGGGUUUUGAAGCUGAAGAAAGACCUGGAUUGUGGGGGGCCUGGGAAGCUUGUGAUCAGGAUCCCAGAGCAGCAGGGCGAGAGCGGCCGGAGUCAGGCAGGCCUGGCCCCCAGAGGGCCCGAGGUGUGCCCAAGCGGGUGUACGAGCUCCCGGGCCCGGCCCCGCGGGGCUCAGAGCAGAGCCUGCUGCCUGCCCAGGAGGGCCCUGGGGAGGGGUCUCCUGCCGCCGGAGAGCAGCGUGGCCACGUCACCGACGCCGAGUCUGCGGGCGGCCUCCCGUUGGGUGUGGACGUGUGAACACUGUGGAUCCUGAUUUCAGAUGCCGCGCGUGCACCCCGAAGUGUCCAGCAGACGAUUUAAAACAGGUGUUUCCCGUAUUGGGACUUGGUGACAAAAGGAUGGAAUUAGGAGUUCAAAGCCGAGUGAGUGCUGCUCUCUCUGGUUUUCCGCUGCCUUGAGUUGUGAAUGGUCACCUUUAACACCGACGUGCUGUCUCUGGUGGGCUCACCAGCCUGUGUGUGAAUGGUUUUGUGGUGACUGUGGUGAUUACGAGGUAUUUCCUGUGAGCGGAAACCUCUGUGCCCGUAUCUUCAGUCCCCUGCAAGUAGCUGUGGAGAGGUUUAUGGUGAAGCUGCCAAAACAAGUGAACCCGGAGCAGCGUAGCCUGCCUCGUGGGACCUGCAGCUCUUUUCUUGAGGGACGGACUGGUUGCCGUUUUGAGCAGUGUGUUCAGGGCGCAGCUUCCUGAGUAUAGUGUAGUUUAUAUUACCGCUGCGGCUUGCCGGCACACCAGUUCGCUUCUUUAUCUAUCGGGGGUUCCACGUUAGGGGCUGUGUGAAUAGAACUGAAAACCAAUUAAAUUUUGCCAGAAUCGCACUCAGCUGUUGCAUGGGGCUGGGAGAUCAGAGGCUGGGUCUUUUCUUGAUAAUGCUUUUCUGAUAAACAUGUAAGGAGAGUUUGCACGUGACCUGAUGAAGAUGAAAGAUCCUUGCUAUAUCCCAUAACCCUUCAUCUACAAUCAGGUGAUAAAGGUAGUAUUGUACUUUGGAGAUCUUCCAUUGAGGAGACAGUUUGACAUUUUUGACUGCAGAAAUGUGUGGAAAUUGAAGAGAUACCCAGGGACUUUGCUUGGGUGAUGUCGAGCAGAACUUGGAGAAGAAUUAUUUUAAGUAACCAGAUCUUUCCCUCUACCCUUCUCACUCGCAGGCACACGGCGCGCUCGGCACGGCUGCUGGGAGGCGGCCGCCGGUGCCUGGGGUGAGUGUGAUGGCUUUGUCGUUGGGCAGAGCUUGCUCUGACACAGGGACCCGUAUUUACUCACGACAUUAGUCAACCGUGUGUUUUCAGCUGCUUUACGAUGGCACAGUGUAACAGACGUGCUUUCGUUUUCUUCUUUUUGGCAUUCGAGCUUAUUAUAUUCUUUCUGAGGUUGCACACGUGUUUGUCACAGUCUCUGCUCUGCCAGGUGGCGCUUUGCUGUCAAGCUUCACAGAGAGCAGGUGUGCAGACACGGACUUUUCCUGAAGGUGGUUCCUCUCUGAAGAACUUCCUAAAGUAUUAGUUUGGUGUGUUUUAGCUUAAUUUUCAGUAUUUAAUCUUUACUUUUGUUUUCUAAACUCGACUUCAUUGGUCAGAAACCUUUUAUUGUCUUUGUAAACUUUUGUAUGUACAUAUAUUUAUACUCUGGGGUGUCACAGUGUUUGAACCAUGAUGGAACAUACACUGGCGCUUAGAAUCACGUGGCUGAUAAGACGUUGUAAUAAAGGGAAGUGCC